Molecule: messenger RNA, 1604 nt
Organism: Sphaerodactylus townsendi
Lineage: Eukaryota; Metazoa; Chordata; Lepidosauria; Squamata; Sphaerodactylidae
Product: GDNF family receptor alpha-like
Exons: 10
Coding region: 70-1413 (447 amino acids)
Biological process (GO): nervous system development
Cellular component (GO): external side of plasma membrane; signaling receptor complex
Molecular function (GO): signaling receptor activity
Source: RefSeq, a predicted model, not a curated record
CUCCGCGUCCGCGUCCGCCUCCGAAACCGGUAAAGGUCCCUGCUCUUCACAGUGCUGGUGUUCUGUUCUAUGACAACAUCUACUUUCCAGACAUCAAGGUGUCAACGCUUGAGAGACAAAUGUAGCACAAUUCGUAAAUGUGAAAGUAUCUGGAAAUCUAUUGAAAGUGUUUGUAGCAUUCCAGGUAAUAGCUGCGCAAUGCAAGAAUCAGAGAACUGUCAUAGAGUCGUCAAGUUCUUGGUUACUGAGUUACCAGAAUUUAAACACUGCAAUUGCACUAAAGAUGCCUGUGAUAUCCAAAUGUUGCUUGGAAAAGAAUGUUUGGGCAAUCAAGGAAAGCCAGAGCUUUCAUCAGCCCCAGAUAUUCAGAUUAGAUUCCCGCAGCCAACAAAACUGAAAGAGAUUGCAUACCCAGGCAUUUUUGAAGAGGACUGUGCAAUGGACUUCAAGGAAAAGGAUCAUAAAAACACAGAAGCAGAGUGGGAGUCGUCCCCUCUUUCUAAUGCUGAAUACAAACCACAGCACUCCUGCUUUCGUGUGCAAGAAGAAUGUGUGAGUGACACAAAAUGUAACAAGCAAUUCUCUGCCUACCUUAGCGAUUGCCAAGUGCGUCAAACACCAUGCCGCGUGGAUCAAUGCAAAAGAGCACUAAGAAACUUCUACCUAAACAUGCCUUUUAAUGUCGCCCAGAAGUUGACAUUCUGUGACUGUGAAGAGUUGGAUGAAAACUGUCUUCACUCAAAAGAGCUGCUUCAUGGCAAGCUGUGCACUGACUUAGUUCCAGCUCGUUCAUGUCACAGCUUGUUUCAAACAUGUCAAGCUAACAGGCUCUGCCAGGAGAAAUACAAAGUGUUUACAUCAAAGUGUUUAAACGAUAUCUCCCAAUCAUGUCUUGAAAAUAAGAGCUGCGUAAAAUAUUUGGACACCAAGGAUUUUAAUUGCUCUGAUAGUGAUGAGUGCAGAAGAGCUUAUAUUGACAUGUGGGGAAUCCUCCGUCCUGUGAAGUGUACUUAUGAUGUGAGAUCACCUGUGGAACAAUCGUCAUCAUUCAAGCUGUUUUAUCAUAUCAUCCAAAGCCAUUCUUGCUUCAGUCAAAUAGCAGGGAGAAAAGCUGAGAAUUGGCCAUUAUUUACAGAACUACCGGAAACAAAGUCUUCUGCAACACAAAAGAAGUCCUUUUUUGAUGGUGACACGCUCUAUGUUGCUAUGUAUUCAUGUUGCACAAUUCUUAUCCUGGGAUUAGUUUUGCUGGCUUUACUUAAAACCAGAGAUUUUGCAAAGCAGGCUAAGAACCCAUCACCUGCUCAUCUAUCAGAGAGGCUUAUGAUUCCUCAGCAACCAUGGGUCGUCAACUGUGUGGAUAACAAUCUUUCAGGCUCCUCUUGCAGCCAACCCCUUACAAUUCUAUCAUGAAAGACCUCUUGAAAAAAUGACUAACAUUAUACUCUUCUGCCUCUUCAUCAAGUGCUUAGCAUCUCAUUAUAUGAGAGAGCACCCAGAGAGUACGAUUUCACCAUGUAUUGUUUGCUGCAAUAUCAUGAUGAUGUGCAUUGAGACCUUGUGCAUGAUGUACUGCCGGGGAGCUGUCUGAGGUUGGAACUACA